Molecule: messenger RNA, 1751 nt
Organism: Schistocerca nitens (vagrant locust)
Lineage: Eukaryota; Metazoa; Arthropoda; Insecta; Orthoptera; Acrididae
Product: UDP-glycosyltransferase UGT5-like
Exons: 6
Coding region: 28-1617 (529 amino acids)
Molecular function (GO): UDP-glycosyltransferase activity
Source: RefSeq, a predicted model, not a curated record
CUGAAGCAGAGUUUGAACAGUACGUGCAUGGUCUACCUUCGCACUGUAAGGACGAUGCAAAACCUUUGGCUACACAUUUUUUUACUGAUUGAAAUCAUAAACCAAUGUCAGGGAGCAAACAUACUAUCAAUUACUGUACUUCCAAGUAAGAGUCAUGUGGGUUUUGUAAAACCAUUGCUGGAUGAGUUAGCAGAGAAAGGACAUAAUUUAACAAUUAUUAGCCCUUUCCCAGAGUCGCCUCAUGCCAACAAUGUAAGGGUUAUUUCCUUAAAUCUUGCUGGUGGCAUGAUAAAGUCUCAUGGAAAUAUGACACUAUUUGAAAUGGGUGGAAGAAGUCCAUUUCCUUUGAUUUUCUACUUGAAGGACCUAGGAAAUGUGCUAUGCAAGAAUGCUCUUAGUGUACCAGAAGUGCAGGAGUUAAUUAUCUCACAUGAUCAAAAAUUUGAUCUUCUUAUAAUGAAUGGAUUUUUCACAGAAUGUUUCCUUGGAUUUGCUUACAAGUAUAAUGCUAGUAUCAUAUAUCAGACACCAAAUGCCCUAACAUUUUUGAUUGGCAACCCUGUUGGCAAUCCUGGUGCAUAUGCCUAUGUUCCAGAUGUUAUGCUAGAUUUUGGUGUAAACAUGAAUUUCAGGCAGCGAGUAAUCAACAGUGUGUAUAGCUUGUUAGGUGAACUGGUGCGUUCAUUUUCUUAUUUGCCAACUCAGCAAGAUAUCAUGAAUUCUAACUUUAGAAACAUACACUCUUUACCUUCUGUUGAGGAAUUACACAGAAGUGCUUCUUUGCUUUUUGUAAACACUCAUGAAAGUAUGGGAGUUCCAAGACCACUGACACCAAACACAAUUCAGGUUGGAGGAAUGCAAAUAAAGCCAGUAAAAGCCCUUCCAAAGGAUCUUGAAGCGAUACUGAACAAUUCCAAAGAAGGAGUAAUAUUCUUUAGUUUGGGGUCAAAUAUACAACCAUCAGAUAUGCCAAAAGACAAGUUUCUUGCCUUUAUGACAGCAUUCUCAAAGCUAAACCAGACAGUACUCUGGAAAUGGGACCAAGAUACAAUGCCUGGUAAACCAAGAAAUGUUCAUCUUGGGAAAUGGUUUCCUCAGAAUGACAUUUUAGGACAUAAGAAUGUCAAAUUGUUCAUAACACAUGGAGGCUUACUAAGCCUUCAGGAAGCUGUCUACCACGCAGUUCCUGUUUUGGGAGUACCAAUUUUUUCAGAUCAAAGAGUAAAUGUCAAUCAGGCAGAAGGCAAAGGAUAUGCAGUAAAGCUGUUUUUCUCCGAUGUAACAGAGGAGUUCUUAUUACAGGCAAUUAAUGAAGUUUUGAGUAAUCCAAGGUAUGCAAAUCGGGUAGCAGAACUGUCACGACAGUUUCGUGACCAGCCAGAAUCACCACUGGAGCGUGCUGUCUUCUGGACAGAAUAUGUGUUGAGACAUCGGGGUGCAGUACAUCUGCAGGUCGCUGCACGUGACCUAUCUUGGUGGCAGUUAGCUCUGCUGGAUGUUGUUGCUGCAGUAUUUGCUGUGACUGUAUUUUCCUUGUUGUGCAUGUAUGCUCUGUGUAGUUAUGUUUAUAGGCAAAUCUGUACAAAAGUCACAGUUGAAUCAAAGAAGAAUAAGUGAUUUUGUGACUUCAUUUGAACUUCAGACUUCUACUGUGUUGAUAGACAGUGCCAGCUGUCACAACUGUUUGACUGUUGUUAUCCCAUUCAUGGAUGUUCCAUGUAAGAAAUAUUAUUUGCACAACUAUGCAUAUG